Equus quagga is the source of this 2261-nucleotide messenger RNA. It is a transcript of the gene CDK3, whose product is annotated as cyclin dependent kinase 3. Bases 623 to 1645 code for a protein of 340 amino acids. Lineage: Eukaryota; Metazoa; Chordata; Mammalia; Perissodactyla; Equidae. Gene Ontology annotation, biological process: signal transduction; regulation of gene expression; regulation of G2/M transition of mitotic cell cycle. The record is from RefSeq and is a predicted model, not a curated record. Gene Ontology annotation, molecular function: cyclin binding; ATP binding; cyclin-dependent protein serine/threonine kinase activity. Gene Ontology annotation, cellular component: nucleus; cyclin-dependent protein kinase holoenzyme complex; cytoplasm. The transcript is spliced from 6 exons.
ACCCAGGUGGGGGGCCCAGGACGCAGACCGGCUGCCCCUGCCCAGGUUCUGCCCUCACAGGAGGCCGAGUGCCCACAACCCGGCGGGGCCUAGCCCCUGGCCCUGGCUGUGCGGCCUAGGGCAGGACUGUGGCUACAGAACGCUUCCAGACCCCCGACCUCUGCUCUGAGCUGACCCUGGCCUCUCAGGCAGCCCUUCUGGGCAACCUUCCGCCCCACCGAGCUGGCCAGGCUGGGCAGGGGCAGGGGCUCUGGCCUGAGAAGUUUGGGCCCUCCUGCGCGCCGUAGCCGGGCACCUUCCUGGCCGGGCAGGGCCAGGAGGCCUGGGGGCUCGGGCCUGGGCUGGACUGGGCUGGGCUGGACUGGGCUGGGCUGGGCGAGGGGCAGUCCUGCUCCAAGCCAGCUUCCCAGGGAUGUGCUUGGGUGGAGGGCGGAGCGGGGCCUGGGCCCGGGUGGCCUGGCAGGCAGAGCAGGGUAAGCCCUGUGGGCACAGGCCUCCAGAACUGGGAAGCCUGGGCGCAGGCUGGACAGGUGCUCCAUUGAGGCUGGAGGGGGCCCAGCGGCACUGGGCGUGAGGGGCGAAGGCCCCGGCUGCCCUCUGUUUCCCGGGCAGCUCUGCGGACAUGGAUGUGUUCCAGAAGGUAGAGAAGAUCGGAGAGGGCACCUAUGGGGUGGUGUAUAAGGCCAAGAACAAGGAGACAGGGCAGCUCGUGGCCCUGAAGAAGAUCAGGCUGGAUUUGGAGACUGAGGGGGUCCCAAGCACCGCCAUCAGGGAGAUCUCCCUGCUCAAAGAGCUCAAGCACCCCAACAUCGUCAGGCUGCUGGACGUGGUGCACAGCGAGAAGAAGCUUUACCUGGUGUUCGAGUUCCUCAGCCAGGACCUGAAGAAGUACAUGGACUCCACCCCGGCCUCCGAGCUCCCCACGCACUUGGUGAAGGUACCGAGGGAAGGACAGGGAAGAGCAGCGUCCGCCCCGCUCGGCGGCCCCGCUCGGCGGCCCCGCGUCCGCUCAGCCGGCGCCUUCUCCUUCUUGCUGCUCCAGAGCUACCUCUUCCAGCUGCUGCAGGGGGUGAAUUUCUGCCACUCUCAUCGGGUCAUCCACCGAGACCUGAAGCCCCAGAAUCUACUCAUUAAUGAGUUGGGUGCCAUCAAGCUGGCUGACUUUGGACUGGCUCGAGCCUUCGGGGUGCCCCUACGCACCUACACCCACGAGGUGGUGACACUCUGGUAUCGAGCCCCCGAGAUUCUGUUGGGCAGCAAGUUCUAUUCAACGGCUGUGGAUGUCUGGAGCAUUGGUUGCAUCUUUGCAGAGAUGGUGACUCGCAGAGCCCUGUUUCCUGGUGACUCUGAGAUUGACCAGCUCUUUCGUAUCUUUCGGACCCUGGGGACACCCACUGAAGCCACCUGGCCAGGAGUCACCCAGCUGCCUGACUAUAAGGGCAGCUUCCCCAAGUGGACCAGGAAGAGGCUGGAGGAGAUUGUACCCAAUCUGCAGCCAGAGGGCCAGGACCUGCUCAUGCAACUGCUGCAGUAUGACCCCAGCCGGCGGAUCUCAGCCAAGGCCGCCCUCGCGCAUCCGUACUUCUCGUCCACCGAGACCUCCCCGGCCCCCCGCCAGUGUGUGCUGGAGCGUUUUUGCCGCUGAGAACGUUUGAGGCCCCCGCCUCAAAGCCUCUCCCCAGCUGCUGCCCCAGUUGCCUCCCCACCCACUUCCCAAGAAAGCACUUAUCUGGGGAGAGAGCAAAACGCUAAGGAAUUUGGCCUCAGCCAUCAGAGGGCUGAGUUUGGGUUAGUCCUGCCAGCAGGUUAGCGAGUUCCUAUGUUGUUUAUUGGGUUAGAUGGAGCCGUUUCAAGCUGAGGGCACAGAAACUCUGUUCAUGGCGGGGUAUGUUAGAGACUGGGCCCCCUGGCCCUGGAACAGCAGGUGCCAAGGAGAGCAAGGAGCCUGUCCUGGCUGCCUCCUGGCGCCCUUCACCUGCCGGGCCCUCGACUGCGUGGCCAGAACCUGAAGGAAAGGGUGCCCCCUGCCGGUCUUUUGGGAUUUAAAAUGUUUGGGGAAGAGUUGUGUUCCAGUUGAGUCCCAAGUUAAACAGCAAGCAGGGAGAGGGAGAGAAAGGACAUUUUCCUAAUCCCAGGGGAGGUCAAGGUGUGUGUGGCUGUUCUAAGUUGUCUCGUCACCUAGGAUUUGCUUAAUGUUUGUUUGCCUCUGGCUUUGAAAACAGGAAAUAAAAAUGACAAAUUCCUGAGAUUUCCAGGGUUUU